UUCAUUCGUUACAAUAGGAGUCCAAAUAGUAUUAGCUAAAACUUGUCAAAAAAGUUAAAGUUUUUUUCCCCGAAUUUAUAUAGAAAGGCGUAAAUUUGCUGUUUUAGAUUUGUUUUGAAAUUGAAAUUAUGAAACGCUUGAACAUAUGUGGCGCAUUCUUGGCGCUCUCUGGUCCCGGAACCAAGGAGGACAUCAUCAUUCAGGUGGCCAAGCAACAAAAUAUCCGCUUCAAUGAUCUGCCCCAGCUGCAGAAGGAGGUGGACCGUGCGCUGGAGGAGAGCUUGCGCCUCGGCUUCGUCGAUCGUCAAGGUCAAAUCUACAAGCUCAACAUAGACGGGCAUAACAAGCCGAGUGCAAAAAGUUCAACCAACAACAAAUCGAUGGCGGCCAACGCCAGCAUAGAGACCUCCAUCCAAGCGCACCCGACUGCCGAGAACAAGGCGCAGGGCCAGGGCGACACCGCGCGCAGUCGCUCACUGGUUGACAACUGCACCCGCAUCAAGUCGCGCACCUCAUCAUGCUCCGCUUGCAGCGCCUUGGACUUUGUUAGCACCCAGGACAGGCGCAAGAAUGCCCACUUUCUGGACAAGCACCUGUUGCGCAAGGAAAAAAGCGUUUGCUCCAUUUGCGGCCUAAACAGCGAGAAACGCGGCGUCGAUGGACAGGAGCCAGAAACCACAACAAAUAAUUGAAAUCGAAUAUUUUAAAGUUUUGAAAUUUUCGGUUUUAUCCCACAAAAAUUCGAAGACGUCGGUUAGCAUGCUCCAACCCAAUCACAUUGACCAUAAUUGACCCAUAAACUUUUUUUAUUGCGUGUAGCAAUUAUUUUUUGAUUCAUACGAAUAAACAGCUACGAACCCA
Drosophila navojoa is the source of this 861-nucleotide messenger RNA. RefSeq lists its product as uncharacterized. The record is from RefSeq and is a predicted model, not a curated record. NCBI's taxonomy places the organism in Eukaryota, Metazoa, Arthropoda, Insecta, Diptera, Drosophilidae.